AUGCUUGUGACGCUUGCAGUGAGCCUGCUCGUUGUGAAUGAUGCCUCUGCGAGAGGUGGUCGCGGUGGAGGAGCUCGUGGAGGUGGAUUUAGCGGCGGGGCUAGUCGACCAUCGGUCAGCCGUUCGCCAGCGGUAAGUCGUCCCGCGCCAAGACCUGCAUCUCGACCAUCAAGCCCAAGUAUAACUCGGCCAAGCGUUUCCCGUCCGAGCGUCACGCCUCCUAGACCGAGCACUCGUCCCGCGGGAGGUGCAAGUCGUCCUGGUAGUUCACUCGGUUCACGGCCUGGUGGCGCGAGCGGGGGAGGCCGCCCAAGCUCUAGUGACGUUCAAAAGUUUCUGGGAUUAGGCUCAUCACCGGGGUCACGUCCAAGCAAUCUUCCGUCAGGGACGCGUCCAAGCACUCUCCCUGGUAACGCUGCUGGAGCGAUCGGAGGCGCUACGGCUGGAAGUGCUGCAGCAGAUUUCCUUCGUGACUCAUCUUCCCGUCCAAGUACGUUGCCUGCCGAACGCCCCGGCGCGGACAAUCGGCCAGGGGGGGAAAGACCCAUCGCUGGGAAUCGUCCCGAUCGAAUUGAUAAUCGAGGCGAGCGUCACGAGCAUCGACAAGAGCGAAGGGACGAGAUACGUGAUCACGUUCACGACCAUCCAAUUCGUGAUUUCUGGUCAGAUCAUCCGCUAUGGGGAGCCUGGGCAAUAACACGGCCAUUUCGCUGGGCCGCAUGGUCUGGAGUCACAGGUUGGGUCGACUAUGGUUGGUCGGAACCAUAUUACUACGAGUACGGCGAGAACGUUUACUACGAAGAUGGCUCGGUCUACUACGGAGAUCAGGUUUACUGCACUGAAGCAGAGUAUGCCGCUCAAGCCGAAGAGAUCGCCCAAAGUGCGCCUGAUAUCCCUGCCGAAGAAUGCGAGUGGAUGCCAUUGGGGGUCUUUGCACUGACCGAAGAUGGAGAGAGUGAAGGACCUGACCCAACUUUAUUUCUACAAUUGGCAAUCAGUAAAGAAGGAAUCAUUUCCGGAACGCUGAAUAACACCGUUACGAAUGAGACACAAACCAUCGAAGGAAUGGUUGAUAAGAAAACGCAACGAUGUGCUUGGAAUGUCGUCGGAAAGUCGCGUCCAAUCAUGGAGGCUGGCAUUUCCAAUCUUACGAAAGAUACCGCACCAGCACUGGUUCACUUUGCAGAUGGGACUACCCAGCAGUAUCGAGGAUCGGUUGCCACGACGGCAACGUUGCUCCUGGCAAUUUUAGGGUGCGGUGCUCCGCCUGCAGAAGCUCCACCAAUCCGACCCGUUCGGACCAUUCAAGUCGGAAACUUGACGGCCGUUAAUAGUCGAGAGUUUCCAGGACGUGCCAAAGCCAAAGACGAAGUCGAUCUUUCGUUCCAGGUGUCAGGGCCACUUGUCUCAGUUCCUGUCGAUGUCGGCGACCUCGUCAAAAAGGGUCAAGUGAUUGCGGUCAUCGAUCCUCGCGACUUCGAG
Molecule: messenger RNA, 1482 nt
Organism: Symbiodinium sp. CCMP2456
Lineage: Eukaryota; Dinophyceae; Suessiales; Symbiodiniaceae
Source: the annotation of a GenBank genome assembly